AUGGUCUCUCCUCAAUCGAACAACCGGGUGAUCGUGUACGGUUACCCGGCAUCUCCCUUCUACCAGAAGAUCACGUUCCUACUCGAUCACUAUGGAGUGGAAUGGACGUUGGUCGAUGUACCACCCGUCAUGCCACGACCACAACUCUCCCAGCUGCUCGGCAUCACGUAUCGACGUAUCCCUGUAGUGUUUGUCGACGGUCAAGCAUACAUCGACACCACUGCAGCAUCCCUCGCUCUCGAAACGGCCUUUGGACCGACGUCGAAGAGACCGCUCCUCCAGCACUUCCCCGCGCUUCAAAUGCAACUGGCUGUCAACUGGGCGGAAUCGUCCAUCUUUCGACUCGGUGCAGGACAUCUCUACAAUGCACCCUUGAACGAAGCGUUCGUCAAGGACAGGAAGAGUUUCAUGCCCGGAUCGAGUUUCGAUUCGGAAUCGAUGAAGGCGAGAGUUCCGUUUGUAAGGAGUCAGUUGACGGCGAAUUUGGAGGCGAUCGAGAGUCACUUGAAGGAAGGUGGGAAGAAGUUCUUGUUUGGCGACGAGGUUCAGUAUCUGGAUCUGAGCCUGUUUACGCCGUUGAACUGGGUGCAGACCCAGCUGAGGACAGGAAAGGAUCUGCUGCCUGCUCCGAAGAAAGGUGGAGGUGACGAUUGGAGCAAGUUCCCCUUCCCACGAACGCUGGAAUGGCUGGCUGCGGUGAGAGCGUAUCUAGCGGGAAAGAAGGUCAAGCCGGUCAAGUUGAAGCCAGAGGAGGCGGCGCUGGUGAUCUUGCAGCAGUCGUCGGAGAACGCGGAGAAGGAGGGUCAGUUGCACGUCAAGAAGGAUGACCCGCUCGUCAAGGCCGGCUGGAUCAGUGGAGAGAAGGGUCAGAAGGUGAGCGUCACCCCCGUGGACACGGGCAGGGUGCCUCAGGAGGGAAAGCUGGUGGGGCUCGACAGCAAGAGCGUCACGAUCAAGAUCGAGGCUCAGGGUGGCAAGGCGUUGUUGGCUACUUUCCCGAGGCUCAACUUUGACAUUCGGGCCAAAGAUGGUGCCAAGCUCUGA
This is a messenger RNA of Pseudozyma hubeiensis SY62, 1044 nucleotides long. RefSeq lists its product as hypothetical. Lineage: Eukaryota; Fungi; Basidiomycota; Ustilaginomycetes; Ustilaginales; Ustilaginaceae. Bases 1 to 1044 code for a protein of 347 amino acids. The record is from RefSeq and is a predicted model, not a curated record. The transcript has a single exon.